Messenger RNA from Corythoichthys intestinalis (scribbled pipefish), 1002 nucleotides. RefSeq names its product coenzyme Q-binding protein COQ10 homolog, mitochondrial. The record is from RefSeq and is a predicted model, not a curated record. The transcript has 5 exons. Bases 161 to 865 code for a protein of 234 amino acids. NCBI's taxonomy places the organism in Eukaryota, Metazoa, Chordata, Actinopteri, Syngnathiformes, Syngnathidae. Gene Ontology annotation, biological process: ubiquinone biosynthetic process; cellular respiration. Gene Ontology annotation, molecular function: ubiquinone binding. Gene Ontology annotation, cellular component: mitochondrion.
UUGGUCAGGGGAUGGUGACGUCACUAACAGAAGGCGGGGCUAUUGUGGAGUUGUAAAAUCAGCCGGUGGUGGCGACGGCAACAUUGGCCAAACACUUUCGUUGGAAAUUGAAACUCGAUAGAAUUUUAUCUUUGCAUUUCUUAUUUUCUAACCGACAACAAUGGUUAUGUCCGGCAAGUCAACUCAACGGCUCGUUGGGAGCCUUUUGAACGUGCUGGAAGUCCACUCCAGCAAACUUUUUCGUGGGAAAGGAGGAAAAGCCAGACAUAUUUGUCCUGGUGGACUCCUGACGUUGAGGAGGGCCAGCCUGCCGCAGUGUUCUUCUUCCCCUAUUAACACCCCGUAUCGCAGCUUCAUCAACUUGGCCGUGCCCGUCCCACGUCGUAGAACAGAGUACGCCGAGAGCCGGACCUUAGGAUACACGCCUGAGCAGAUGUUUAACGUUGUUUCCAACGUGGAGCAAUACCAGCACUUUGUGCCCUGGUGUAAGAGUUCCCGGGUCAUCGGGGGCGAGGGCGGCGACCUCCGGGCCGAGCUGGAGGUUGGCUUCCCUCCCGUGGUGGAGCGCUACACUUCCCAUGUUACAUUUGUUCCUAACCACCAAGUCAGAGCCGUGUGUACAGACGGAUCCCUCUUCAACCAUCUUGAGACCAUCUGGAGGUUCGAGCCUGGACCUAAAGACGCAUCGCACUCCUGCAAAGUGCAUUUUCACGUGUCCUUUGAGUUCAAGUCGCUGCUUCAUUCUCGGCUAGCCGGGCUCUUCUUUGACGAGGUGGUCAAGCAGAUGGUCAGCGCUUUUGAGUUACGGGCGGUCGCGCUGUAUGGGCACCCGCGGGAGGCCGCCACGAGGAGACGCUCCACGUGAGAAGAUGUUCAAAGAUCUGCUUUCACAUAGGUUAUUUAUUUGUCACAUCUAAUUUAUUUGGACUUGUUUGUACACAAAUGUUUUCUGAUCAUUUACAUUUUUUAGUGACAAGUUUUUUUUGCCCAAUUAAAGAUAUA